Pistacia vera is the source of this 1067-nucleotide messenger RNA. Its product is annotated as bidirectional sugar transporter SWEET17-like. NCBI's taxonomy places the organism in Eukaryota, Viridiplantae, Streptophyta, Magnoliopsida, Sapindales, Anacardiaceae. Gene Ontology annotation, biological process: carbohydrate transport. Gene Ontology annotation, cellular component: membrane. Gene Ontology annotation, molecular function: sugar transmembrane transporter activity. The transcript has 6 exons. The record is from RefSeq and is a predicted model, not a curated record. Bases 127 to 864 code for a protein of 245 amino acids.
AAUUGUUGAAUGAUAUAUUCAAACCUAAAUUAAAUAAUUCAAUUAAUUAAGAGCAGAAAAUCACACCCCUCAAUUGAUCAAGCUUUAUAUAUCUGCAUAUUUGCUUUGAGAUUUCAACAACUCUCCAUGGCAAAUCCAAGUUUCUUUGUUGGAGUAAUAGGCAACAUCAUCGCAAUGUUACUCGCUCUUUCUCCAGUGAAAACCUUCUGGCGAAUCCUGCAGAAUCGAUCAACUGAGGAAUUUGAGAGCCUGCCUUAUGUUUGUGCAUUGCUGAACUCAAUGUUAUGGACAUAUUAUGGCCUUACAAAAUCUGGAGAAAUACUCGUCGUCACUAUCAAUGCGUUUAUUGUUAUAGUUGAGACUGUUUACCUAAUCAUAUUCCUAGUUUAUGCUUCUCCAAGAAUGAAGGCUAAGACUGCAUUACUUGUUGGGUUAUUGGAUGUAGGGUUUCCAGCAGCAGCAAUUUUGAUAAUAGAAUUGUUGUUGCAUGGAGAAAUGAAGAUUGAUGUACUAGGGUUCAUUUGUGCCGUCCUCAGUAUUAUCAUGUUUGGUUCCCCUCUUGUAGCUAUGAGAACAGUGGUGAUGAGUAAAAGCGUGGAGUAUAUGCCAUUUCUUCUGUCUUUGUUCGUCGCCUUAACUGGAGGGAUUUGGACUUUGUAUGCCGUGCUGGUGAAGGAUCUGUUUCUAGCAGUACCAAAUGGGGUGGGGUUUCUUCUUGGAGUAGCUCAGCUGGUGGUCUACGCCAUAUUCAGAAAACCCAACUCAUCCAAAAGGUUGCCUGAUGGUGAUGACAUUGAAGAUGAAUGGCAACACCAGCACCUCAUCUCAGCUUCAAUUCCAAUACUUCAAAAGAUUAAAUCCUAGACACACACACGCACAUGUAUAGUAUAGUAUCAUGAAAAAGAAAGUGAAAAGAAAAUUUAGAUACGAUUCAAUCAUAUUCUAGCUUUGAACAUUGUUUUAAUAUAAUGAUUUGUCAUUCUAUCCGGAGUUAUUAUUAUCAUUUAUCAUAUCAAUAAUCAUUUUGUCGGUUGGAAAAAUCAUAGAAAGUCCCCUAUUUUUGUCUG